This is a messenger RNA of Rhodamnia argentea, 962 nucleotides long. RefSeq lists its product as uncharacterized. Lineage: Eukaryota; Viridiplantae; Streptophyta; Magnoliopsida; Myrtales; Myrtaceae. The record is from RefSeq and is a predicted model, not a curated record. The transcript has 3 exons. Bases 251 to 880 code for a protein of 209 amino acids.
AAAGGCACGCCCAAAAAUCAUCAGUCCUCUGACUCGACUUCUCCCUCCUUUUUGACUCUGUCUCCGUCUCUUUCUCUGUGGGGGACGGAUGCAAUUGUUCCUCUCUGUAUAUAGCCCACCAUCUCAGAUCGAUCGAUCAUCCUGACUCUGUUCUUUCUAGAGGAACGACAUUGGAGGAGAUGUCUCGUGUUUCACCUCAUGCCAGGGUUUAGACUGCAAGAAGAGAGUCGAGACAGAGUACCCCAGAGACAUGGCUCAACAGAGAGAGGGAUGGCCUCUGGGGUUGCAGCCAGUGAAUGUGAGGGUCGGGUUGGGGAGGAACAACAGGGGACGCUCUGCUGGUUCCAUAUCUUUCAACACCCUGCUCACUGGCUCUCCCACUUCUUCUUGCACAGACUUCUCCUCAGAUUUGGACACUGAGUCCACAGGAUCAUUCUUCCACGACAGGAGCAUCACCCUCGGGAGCCUAAUGGGUGCUUCCACCAUGCUAGAGCUCUCUCGGAGAUCGACGAGAAUCCGAAAACCAGAGGCCGUCAAGAAAAGCUGCAAGCCCAGAAUCUGGUUAUUCUCUCUGUGCUCAGGGGUGAGCACUGACGUGGAGAGGAUGGACAACGAUGCUGCUCAGUCACUCGGCCAAUUUCUUGCGGUGGAGAGGAAAGCCGCCAACGGAUGCAGGAGAAUCGGCCAGGGCCCGAUCACGUAUGGACCCGACGAGAUCGUCAUGGCCCAGGGCGAGAGCGGGCCGUCGAACUCACUCUUCGUCGACGGCCGGGUCGCACCCCCUCCUAGAGCGAGCCCAGGAGCAGAGGAAGGUGAUGGCCCCGAUGGGUAUGGAGUGUCUCUGAUUCUUUGCUGUGCGUGUGGGAAUGGCUCUCACUGAAUGGUCUUAGACCUUGUGAGUUGAAUUCGUGGUGUGGUGUGGUGAUUUAUUUGGUGGGAAGAGAGAAUUUGUCUUGGCGAUC